AUGAGAAAAGGAGGUGCUAAAAGAAAGAGGGAAGAGGAUGAAGGAGAUGUAUCUAUGCAAGGUGAAGAUGAGGAUAGCAGAAGUGGCGUUGCUGUUAAAGUAGAACCUCCCAAAGGAAAAGAAAAAGAUCCUGAAUUCUCUGCUCCUAAAGGCCAGAAGCUAACUGAUUUGGAUGAAGAAAAUUUGGCUACUAAUGGACCACCAAAAGAGAUCGAAGGCAACGCAAUCGAACAAACUCACUAUAUUGUUGUUCCUUCAUAUUCGGCUUGGUUCGAUUACAACACUGUUCAUCAAAUCGAAAGAAGAGCUUGUCCAGAAUUCUUCAAUGGCCGUAACAAGAGCAAAACUCCCGAAGUAUACCUGGCUUACCGUAACUUUAUGAUUGAUACUUAUCGUCUUAACCCUUUUGAAUAUUUGUCCGCAACUGCUUGUCGCAGAAAUCUUGCUGGAGAUGUAUGCUCUAUUGUCAGACUUCAUGCAUUCCUCGAACAAUGGGGUCUCAUUAAUUAUCAAGUUGAUAAUGACUCUCGUCCUGCUCCGGUUGCUCCUCCUCCAACCAGUCAUUUCAUGGUUCUUGCUGAUACACCUUCCGGAGUUCAGCCAAUCAAUCCUAAUCCAUCUAAUUAUGCUCCUGAAAAGAAAGCUGAGCCAGUCGAAGACGGCGAAAAGGCUAAAGUUGAACAAUUGUCUAACGUAGGUCUCAGAACUGAUCAAUAUCAAAAGAUGUUAGCUGCCAUGAAGGCGAAAGGUGCUGCUCCAGGCCGAGACUGGACUGACCAAGAAACUUUACUGCUUUUGGAAGGAUUAGAAAUGUUCAAAGAUGAUUGGAAUAAAGUUUCCGAUCAUGUUGGGACUCGCACACAAGACGAAUGCAUCUUGAGAUUCCUUCAACUUCCAAUUCAGGAUCCAUAUCUUUCUGGUGAAGAAGGUGUUGGUGCGACAGAUGUUCUAGGACCCUUAGCUUAUCAGCCAAUCCCGUUCUCUCAAUCCGGUAACCCAGUCAUGUCCACUGUUGCCUUUUUGGCAUCAGUUGUCGAUCCAAAAGUUGCUGCUGCUGCUUCUAAGGCUGCCAUAGAAGAGUUCUCAAAGAUUAAAGAUGAAGUUCCUCCUCUUGUUCUGGAAGCACAUGCUCGCAAUGUUCAAGCUCACGAAGAGAAAACUGGCGUUGUCGACGGUACUGUUGGAUUAGCUAAAUCAGGAAUAGCCAUAGAAGAGAAAAAGGAAGACACAGAAGGCGAAAAAAUGGACACCACUGAACCUGUCGAGAAGAAAGUUAAUGAUGUUGAAUUGGAAGAAACUGCUAAGAAAGCUGUUAGCGAGAAAGUUCAGGAAGCUGCCGCUAGUGCUCUUGCUGCUGCUGCUGUUAAGGCAAAGCAUCUCUCUACGAUUGAAGAACGUAGAAUCAAAACAUUGGUUGCUCAAUUAGUCGAAACUCAAAUGAAGAAAUUAGAAAUGAAAUUGAAACAUUUCGAUGAACUAGAGCAAAUUAUGGACAAGGAACGUGAAGCGUUAGAGUACCAACGUCAACAAUUGAUAUUAGAACGCCAAGCUUUCCAUCAAGAUCAACUUAGGUAUUUGGAGCAACGCGCUAAACACGAAGCUCAUAACAAAUUGGUGUCUGCGGGACAACUUCCUCAUGGACUACCACCCGGUUUCGAAGUUUCUGGGCCACCACAGCCUACACCUCAAGUCCAAGUGGCCAUUCCACCUAGCCAAGAUAAUCCAAAACAAAUUGUGGAAAAAAUUGACUCUGCCGAAGUUACUCCUGCUCCUCAGCCUUCUCAGCCAACGCCUACUACAACUCUUCAUAGUGCUCCUGCACCAGCUCCACCAACUCCAGCAACUACAGCAGCUCCUCCUCAACCACCAGUACAAGUGCCUCCACAGUCUCAACCUGCCCCACCACAUGCUGCUCCUGUUCCUGGACCAACUAGCCAACAGAACCCAGGCUAUGCUCCUCAACAACAUGCCCCUGGACAUUACCCACCACAUACUCAACCAGGAUUCCCACCACAGGGAUAUCCAGGACCAGGACAAUAUUACGGAGGUCACCCCGGCGGUUACCCUCCUCAACAACAACCAGGAUAUUACAAUCAAGGCCGACCAUACCAGCAACCACCUGCCCCUGGAUAUCAGAGACCACCUUAUCAGGGACAGCCUCCUUAUCAAGGACCUCCUAGACCAGGACCAUAUUCUUCUGGCUCAUACCCUCAGCAAGGACAUGGAGGAUAUGCUCCACCUCAAGGUUAUGGCCAAGGUCCCCCAGCACACUAUCCUCCCCCAGGCGGUGCUCCACCAGGUGCUCCUGGUGGACCCCCUGGAGCCCCAGGGCAACCUCAAAUGCCAUCUCAACAAGCUUCCUUGCCCCCUGUAUCUGAAGCAGCUGAUGCUGCCACGCCACCUAUGCAUCAAGGUGAGAAGACGGAGUAA
This is a messenger RNA of Auanema sp. JU1783, 2430 nucleotides long. The record is from the annotation of a GenBank genome assembly. NCBI's taxonomy places the organism in Eukaryota, Metazoa, Nematoda, Chromadorea, Rhabditida, Rhabditidae.